AUGAAUGAGAGAUUCAAUCAACACAGCCCUGGAGUUACUCUUGAGCAAGUCGCCAUUCAUGAUCCAGAUGAAACAGAGUAUAGAUACGUUCUUGGUCAAAAUAUUUACCGAAAAGGAAGGCACAGUCUCAAGUUGAAAUUGGAGAUGUUUAAAGACACUUUUUGGAUGUUUGUUGGCAUUCUGAAAGAGAAUGUUGUUGCACAACCGGAUAGCAUGUCACAUGGAUGGCCUGGUUCAUAUGGAUGGGGACUCGGGAAGGGUGGUGCAAAAUGGGAAAAUGGUGUAUCAACGGAUGAGAAUGGUUUACACGAUGUCUUACAAGGCGACGUGGUUAAGUUAGUCUUGGAUUGCGAUGCUGCCAACUUGUCACUAUUACAUUUGCGCACUAAUCAACAAUUUCACAUCGAAAUACCCAAGUCCCAAACCUGGAGACUCCACGUAAAUUUGUUCAACAAAGAUGACAAGAUAUGUCUUGUCAAUGAAUAA
Messenger RNA from Paramuricea clavata, 486 nucleotides. The record is from the annotation of a GenBank genome assembly. Lineage: Eukaryota; Metazoa; Cnidaria; Anthozoa; Malacalcyonacea; Plexauridae.